UAUUUGGUUUUUUGCUUUAGAAAUACACGUACUUUUAUUCUGCUGUUCAUCUUGCCAAGACAGAGUUUACUGGGACCAAAACAGCCAGGAUGUCAGAUUUUUCUGUGAAUGACCAUCUUGAGGGAAUAUUGUCGGACUUUGAAGCGCUGAAAAGAUCCUUCGAUAUUGAGGAUGUGGACGACAUCCCUACUUUCUCUCCCACAGCCAGCCUCAAUUCACCCUUCAGCCCUGGCCCCAUCUUAAACAAGACCAAUGAAGGGAGAGGACAAGCAACACGCAUGUCCCCCUCCUACCAAUCACGGAUCAGUAUUGGCUCGAGCCCCGCCCAGAGUCCAGUGAUUAAAAACAAAAUGAAUACCAGCUUAUCCUUUACCCGUGGCACCAUGGCAAUGACCAAAGCUAAUGGGAACAUGGGUCCAGGAAUCACCAGGGUCUCAUCAUUCCAGAGCAAAUUCAACCCAAAUGGCUUCAAUUCUUGCUCCAGUCCUGGGAGUGAUAAUGACAGCCUACACAGCUCUUCCUCCAGCCUGGAGUAUCAGGCCUCAUCCAAAUUGAGCUCCUAUGCCAGCCCUCCCCAGAGCCCAAUGGGCAUGAGUGACUAUAAAGCCCUGCGUUUGGGGAGUCCUGCACUGAAGAAGUUCUCCUCCCAUGGUAACAUGUUUCAUUCAGAAGUGAGUCCACCCUUGGUCAUUGCUGCCGAGCCCAUCGGCAUCAACCAUGUGUCCAUGCCGUCGCUGGAUCUCCACAUUGCAGAGAACAGGACCAUCAGGAGCCCAGUCUCUCCGGGUCUUCGAUAUGGAAACUCAGGAGUUUCCUGGGGCUCAUCUCCUCAACAGCCGAAACCCACUGGCCUUGUAAAGGAACCAUCUUUUUCAUCUAGCCACCAGUCCCCUAAACCAAAGGAGUCAGUCCGUCUCAACAAGUUCCCCCUGGACCUGGACAGUCUUGUGGCUCACCUUCAAGAAACUCCUAUGGAACCCCUACCCUUCGUUCCCAAGCCACCUCCAAGGUCCAGCCUCAAACUGAGCAGCCUUUCUGGCUCUGUCAGCCCUUCAGCAUCGACCAACAGUCUGGACAGCGCAGACACGGCGUCCACCCAUGAGCGCAUUGAAAAUGCAGAGUCCAUGUCUCCCCCUGAAUCCAUUCCUGUCCCUAGUGUCAGCGAGUCUCCCGUUCCUCUCUCUCCAGCACAGACCCCACAGCUCAAGCUUGCAUCACAACCACAGGUGGUACAGCUUAGCCCGGUGGCCUCCCCUCUGCCCAGUCCCAUUGGUAUUGUCAGUGACCCUGAGCAGGAAGUGGCAAUGGUAAAGGAGAGCGUGGGGUCCAUACUGCAGAGGAUUGCCUCCAUCUCAAGAGCUGAAAACCCAGCCCCCAGACCCAGGGAAAAUUACUACUGUAACAGAGUGGAGAAAGAGGUGCCACCAGUGCAACACCUGAAGUUCAAGAAGGAAGAGGACGCAUCGCAGGGCCUAGAGCCGCGAGUCCAGAUGGCAGAGAAGGAGGCGGAGCCAGUGGAGCAGCUCCCGUGUGCCAGCGAGCCAAUCGCUGACAGUCUCAUCAUGGGCCGCAGUCCCUUCGGCUAUGUGGGCAUCGAGGCCGUGCUGGACCAGAUGAGACGCAAGGCCAUGAAGACCGGCUUUGAGUUCAACAUCAUGGUUGUUGGUCAGAGCGGACUGGGAAAAUCAACCCUCGUGAACACAUUAUUCAAAUCCAAAGUGAGCCGGAAAUCUUGCACACCAAAUUAUGAGGAGAAAAUUCCUAAGACUGUGAACCUGCAGUCUGUCAGCCAUGUCAUUGAAGAGAAAGGAGUGAAAAUGAAGCUGACCGUGAUUGACACUCCAGGUUUCGGAGACCAGAUAAACAACGAGAAUUGCUGGGAGCCCAUAGUGAAAUAUAUCAAUGAGCAGUAUGAGAAAUACCUGAAGGAGGAGCUCAAUAUCAACAGAAAGAGGCGGAUUCCAGACACGCGUGUCCACUGCUGUGUGUAUUUCCUGCCUCCCACGGGACACUGGUUACGUCCCUUAGAUGUGGAGUUCAUGAAGAGGCUGGGAGGAAUAGUGAGCAUUGUCCCUGUCAUUGCCAAAGCCGACACGCUCACCAUGGAGGAGAGACACCAAUUUAAGCAGAGGAUUCGACAUGAUCUCCAGGCCAAUGGGAUCAGAGUGUACCCACAGAAAGAGUAUGAUGAAGACACAGAGGACAGGAUACUGAAUGAUAAAAUCAGGGAAAAGAUCCCCUUUGCCGUGGUGGGGACAGACAGAGAACACCAAGUGAAUGGAAACAAGGUCCUGGGCAGGAAAACUAAAUGGGGCAUCAUUGAAGUCGAAAAUGUUGCACAUUGUGAGUUUGCCAACCUGAGAGAUCUCCUCAUAAGGUCUCACUUGCAGGAUUUAAAGGACGUCACACACAACAUCCAUUACGAGACCUACAGAGUUCGGAGGCUCAACGAAAGCAAUGUGAACGGAUUAGGACUUUCACCUUUGACCCCAGUGAACGGAACCAUGGAAAAGAGUGACACGGAGAGCCACCUCUGAGAGAGGAAGAGAACUGAGGAUGAACCCUGAUUCUGAGUACUGCUUUUCCGCCUCGCCCCUCCCUCCCGCCCCCGCCCUCUUCACCACUUCCCCACGAAGGCUACUGUGCCGCGCCCAUUAAAAAUCGGAACAGGAACACUUGAAACAAAUGUUGCAUUGGAUCCCACAGCAUAGAGUGUUGAGUGUAGAAAAUAUGAACGUGUAUCCUUUCUCUCAGAAUCUAUGUAUAGAUAUGGAAAGGCAUGUAUGUGUGGAUCGUGAAAUCAAUUAUGGCUUGGAGAAAGCAUAAUCAGUGGAAAAGGAUGCUUCCGUUGACGCAUAGCUUUAUGCCCGUAUAGACGGCAUAUCAUGCAUACAGUAGCUUUUUAUAGCUUGUGGCUAUGAGUCCGUAUAGCCUUCCUGUAUGCCAACUAGACUGAGACCUAUUGAAUUGUAACCAGUAAAAAGACUGAUACAGGGGAAAGGGGUUUAACUAUGGCUUCUAAUCUAUUUACAUGUGUUUAGAUCCAAUGAUUAAAUCGCUAGACUUCCUCUAGUUGUCUCUUUGACUUUGAGAGGUUUCUAAACACCGAAGAGAUUUAUUUGAAAAUGUAAUUCUGUUGCUUUUUGUUUUUUUUACAGUAUAUGAUUGCUAUAGACAUCACAGCAUGUCCCUGAAAGAUGCCAUUAAUGCUUCAAUACCACAGAUAAUGAAUAUUAAUAAUACAUUUUGAUACAAAGAUGCAAAAUGAACAACACAUUGUUUGUUGUCCCCGUUUAUAUAGCAGCGAUGACAGUAUGUCUGGUUUGUUGUCAUAGGCCACUCAGGGUUCACAGACACACACACACACACACACACACACACACACACACACAGAUUAAUGUACAUGGGCCUUGGCUAUAAAGGGAGCGACAGAUUUAUAGAUUUGUAAUGAUUUACCGGACUCUGGUCAUUGUCAGGCCUGUUUUACAUUACUGUACAUCAAUUCUCUGAAAUGUGCCAUCAGCAAAUUCAAUCAAAAUGUUCCAACAAGUUUAAACGAAAGUAUCUGACCUCUGAAUGAACUUUGGCUAAAAGUCCUGUGUUGUAAUUGCUGGUAUUCCUAGUGAUCACAAGGCAUGUCUUUGUAAACGGUUCAGUCCUGAUCUGGUUUUACAUGAUUUACCCCUAGCUCUUCAGGACAAGAAUAUGUCUUUGUACAAUGAUACUGCAAAGAGAUAAUGUGUUCUGGAAUUUCUUGACUUAAAAAUAUGACCACAUUUUACUUAUUCGCUAUUGUACAGUGUGUUUUUUUUUCUCUCCUAUUUUUGCAAUGUUCUUAUUUUGUUUCCUGCCUGUGUUUUGUAUUGUACUAACAGCUCAAAUGUGAUUUUUAUUUCUCAAUGUUUAAUAACAAAAUGCAUAUAAAACACAAUUUGUGAUUAAAUAUCAAUGUCACUGUAAA
Molecule: messenger RNA, 3961 nt
Organism: Conger conger (European conger)
Lineage: Eukaryota; Metazoa; Chordata; Actinopteri; Anguilliformes; Congridae
Product: neuronal-specific septin-3-like
Exons: 11
Coding region: 90-2537 (815 amino acids)
Biological process (GO): cytoskeleton-dependent cytokinesis
Cellular component (GO): cell division site; microtubule cytoskeleton; septin complex
Molecular function (GO): GTP binding; molecular adaptor activity; GTPase activity
Source: RefSeq, a predicted model, not a curated record